GCAGCCCUCCUUCUCCACUCAGUUCAGCACCAUGAGGUUCUCCUACCACCUGAACACCUCCCCACCCACUGCCCCCCCACACAGCAGCGCCUCCCCCAGGACAGGUCCCUCCCUCCUCCUCCAAGUCCCAGUCUGCUGGCUAAAGGUCUCUCUCUGGAGACGUCCUGCUCUCCGUGCGGCCACCAGGGGGCGCUGGACGCCGACGCUCCCCAGCAGCUGAGCUCCGACCCAGGGCCCAGCUCCUUCUCCUCAGACCCCGCCUCCCUGGAGCGAGGGGCGGAGCUAACAGUGCGCCGCGGCUCCGCUAACGGGCUCCUGCUGGUCAACGACACGGGGCCUCCGGAGCUACCAGCUACCACAAUAACACCAACGAGCAAGAGCAGGCCGCCGCUGCCCGGACCCAAACCUCAGGUUCCCCCGAAGCCCCCCCACCUCCAGCAGCAGGCGGGGGUGUUGAGGCCCCGCCCCCGGGUCCCAGAUAAGCCCCUCCCCCCUCCCCCGCCCUGCAGGCCCCUCCCUGCUGACCCUCGGGGGGGCAGGUCUCCGCCCUGUCGCUCUGAUGGCACCGACUCCCCCAACUGCGUCCUGUCACUCAUCGAGAAGUUUGAGCGUGAGCAGAUAAUUGUGGUUCCUGACAUCACCGGGGGGGCUCUGUGUCGCCUGCCAGACACCUCCUCCUCCUCUUCCUCACGUCCUUCAUCACCACCGUCCUCCUCACCUGCGGCCCCUCCCCCACCUGAAGAGGAACCGCCCUCUGAGGUCAAAGGUCUCGAUGACAUCACACUGGGGGGAGAGGCUGAAGAAGAGGAGGAGGAGGGAGACGCCGACCUGCACGAUGAAGACGACGAUGACGACGAUGAAGAGUUGGCGGCGGCGUGUCGUGAGGACGUCCAUCAGAAGCGUCUCUCCAUGGAGUCGGGUUACAGCGCCUCGGAGAAACACCUGGAGGACGACGUGGUUGCCGUGGAGAUGAGGGAGCAACAGCCGGCUCAGCUCGACCAAUCAGAGCUCCCCUCAGAGCGCUUGUCCCUCCCCUCCUCACAGACAGAGGGAAAACUGGCCAAUCGGGACAGCGGCAUCGACAGCAUCAGUUCGCCGUCGCACAGCGAAGAGCUCUGUUUCGCCGGAGUGGACGAUGGGGGCGUGGCCUAUCCCUGUAGCCCUGCCCUCUUGCCCCGUCUCUCAAGCUCCUCCUCUUACGCGGGGGAGGGGGAGGAGGGGGAGGCGAGGGGCGGAGCCAGGAGGAGGCGGGACUUCUCCGAGGAGGGAGACAGCGACCUGGAGGAGGAGGAGGAGGGCGAGCUGACUCUGGUGCUGCCCCCCCCCAAAACAGACAGACAGGACUCUGUGGAGCUGUCUGUCCAGCAGAGGGUCUUUAACAUCGCCAACGAGCUGCUGCACACAGAGAUCGGCUACGUCUCCAAACUCCACCUCCUGGACCAGGUCUUCUGUGCUCGUCUCCUGGAGGAGGCGCGCUCUCGCUCCUCCUUCCCCUGCGACGUGGUUCAGGGAAUCUUCUCCAACAUCUGCUCCAUCUACUGCUUCCACCAGCAGUUCCUCCUGCCGGCGCUGCAGAAACGCAUGGAGGAGUGGGAAUCGAACCCUCGUAUCGGGGACAUCCUUCAGAAGCUGGCUCCCUUUCUGAAGAUGUACGGAGAGUACGUGAAGAACUUUGACCGAGCCAUGGAGCUGGUGAACAUCUGGAUGGAGAGAUCAGCGCAGUUCAAGGCCAUCGUGCAGGAGAUCCAGAGGGAGGAGCGCUGUGGGAACCUGACUCUGCAGCAUCACAUGUUGGAGCCGGUCCAGAGGAUCCCUCGCUACGAGCUGCUGCUCAAAGACUAUAUGCACCGCCUGCCGGAGGACGCCCCGGACCACCGGGACGCCCAGAAGUCUCUGGAGCUGAUCGCCACCGCAGCAGAACACUCCAACGCCGCCAUCAGGAAGAUGGAGCGGAUGAGGAAGCUGCUGAAGGUGUACGAGCUGCUGGGAGGAGAAGAAGACAUCGUUAACCCGACUAACGAGCUCAUCAAAGAAGGACACAUCCUCAAACUGUCCAACAAGAACGGCACCACGCAGGACCGAUACCUCAUCCUGUUUAACGACAGGUUGCUGUACUGCGUCCCGAAGCUGCGUCUGAUUGGUCAGAAGUACGGCGUCCGUGCUCGCAUCGAUGUGGACGGGAUGGAGCUGAAGGAGACCAGCAGCGCUGCAGUACCUCGGACGUUCCUGGUUUCUGGAAAACAAAGAUCUCUGGAGCUGCAGGCCAGGACGGAGGAGGAGAAGAAAGACUGGAUUCAGGCCAUCCAGGCGACCAUCCAGAGACACGAGCAGACGAUGGAGAGCUUCAGACAUCUCAACUGUUCUCUACGAGACGACGAGUCCACGCCGCCUCACUCCCCGAGCUGUGUGGAGCUGGGGAAGCGGGCUCCGACCCCCAUCAGAGAGAAGGAGGUGACUCUGUGUAUGAAAUGUCAGGAGCCGUUCAACUCCAUCACCAAGAGACGGCACCACUGCAAGGCCUGCGGACACGUGGUUUGUGGGAAAUGUUCAGAGUUUCGUGCUCGCCUUUCGUACGACAACAACCGCACCAACCGUGUUUGCAUCGACUGCCACGCCAUGCUGGUGGGGGCGUCGCCGUCGCCCGCCCUGCUGAGCAGCAGCAGCAGCCAGAGGAGGCGCUCCAUCCUGGAGAAACAGGCCUCUCUGGCAGCGGAGCACAGUGUGAUUUGUAGUUUUUUGCACCACAUGGAGAAAGGGAGUGGGCGCGGAUGGCAGAAAGCCUGGUUCGUCGUCCCGGAGAACGAGCCACUGGUGCUCUACAUCUACGGAGCUCCACAGGAUGUGAAGGCGCAACGCAGCGUUCCUCUGAUUGGCUUUGAGGUCUCCCUCCCCGAGUCAUGUGACCGCCUCGAGCGCCGCCACGCCUUCAAGAUCUCCCAGAGUCACCUGACGCUGUUCUUCAGCGCCGACUGUGAGGAGCUGCAGCGACGGUGGAUCGACGUCCUGCUGCGCGCCGGGAGGGGGGGAGGAGCCUCAGGUGCAUCGGCCAAUCGUGGAGAGCGUGGAGGAGGAGGGGGAGGAGCUUGCGACCGUAGCAGAGGACGAGAACACGUGAUUCUAUUGGAGAGAAACAAAUGGCAGCGAUGAUUAAUAUUGGUCCCUGUUGGAAACCAUUACAAAACCAGUAGCUGAUAUUUACACGCACACACACACACACACUGCAUGAUGGCGUCUCUUCUUCUUCAACUUUUUUCGUGAGGCAGUGAUGUGGGCGGAGCCUCUUCUCCCGCAGGAAUCAUGGGAACCACUGUGUUUUUCAUCCCCUCAGUUUGGUCUCAAACACUACAGUACCCAUAAACCUCAGCUGUUUUCAGGUUUAAAAAAAAAAAGAGUAAAGAGCUCUCUGAUUGGACGGAUUUCCUGGAACAUGAAGCACAUUCAUCAGCUGCUGUUAUAAACAUUUUACCUUAUGGUUUCCACUGAUCCAGUGUUCAGAAGAUCAACUGGUGUUAACUUAGUGGUUAAAUCACGUUGUUUUUUCCACUUUAAUACAGCAGCAGCAACCAUCAAGGAGUCACACAACACGUAGAGGGUUUUAAUAACAAAACCGGCAGAUCUAAAACUCCAGUUAUUAUUACUGAUACGUUCUCUGUCAGUGCAAGAAGAUUAAAUUAUUUCAACAAUUUUCAGUUUUCUGCACAGACCAGUAAAAAGUGAUCUUGUAUGAAGACACUAGACUUACAGAAGCUCGGAAACACAAAGCAGAUCUGCAACAUUAAGGGAUUCAGAUUGGACAAACUCGGGUGAAUUCACAAAAACUGGAUCGAUUUAGUUUCAUGAAUUGUGCAGCGUUAGCAACCUGUAUUUGCGCCGUCCCAAGAUCCGGUUCACAACAGAUAAUGCCCUGAUUAUGUUAAAAUGCAAACACCCAUUGAGAUUUGCAGCUAAGGACAAUUCUUUGGCAUCUUACUGCGAUCACAUAUGUUGCAAAAUAUGAAUGUCUUUGCACCAAUCACAUAUUACAUGAAGAGAGGAAACAGAGGUGCAAAGGCAUUACUUAAACUACCAAAAGCUAGGUAAUUAAACGAGACAGAGAAACCUUAUUUGAUUUUUAAACUACUAUCCUUGUCUGUGAGUAUAAAUGUGCUUCAACACAAACUCUCUGAAGACACUAAUAAUUUCACUGUAAACCGCUAAACAUUGUGAUUUGGACUGCUUUUGCACGAUGCUCAAUUUAAUGCCAAAUCUCAGCAAAUUCCCUGAUUUAAAAACGUGCGAAUACCACAGGAGAACGGAGAAGCAAUCGUCUUGGAAGUGCAAUUAGGAAUGCAUUUAACCUUUUGUUGGCGCUUUGAGAAAUAAACAGUAUUGUUAUAUUCAGGCAGGUUUAGGGAUUUGGCUGCAGAAGCUUUGCAAUCCUUUUGUGAAUUGCCCCCUGAGUGCAGUCCAGCUCAGUGUCCCUAUGAUUCACACUCAUUUUGGACAAUGCUGCACCUCCAGUUUUACAUCCAACGCCAACGAUUGUAACUACAACCACCGUCUGGUGCUUGUUGGCUCGCAGAUUUAGUAAAAAAUGAGAAGUGUUAAAACAUUAUUGUUGGAAGUGAAUCUGGUGUUUUCUUCCAAUAUCAGUGUUCAGAUUGUUUCUGAUAUCAACAAGCAAACAGGUGUGUUACGACAAAAACAGCAACCUUCAUUAAUCUGACCCGAGUGGAAUGGAUUAAACAAGGACAUACAAAAGCAUUUCAGAGUCAAAAUGGACAACAGAUUUAAAAUCCCAGCUGAGGGUUUAGGAGUGGAUCUUCUACCGGACAUGAUGCAGCCACGAAGAAGAGAUUAAAGAAGAGAUUUUUCCCUGUUUUUUAAAAGAUACGUGUCAGCAGGAAGUUGAUAUAGACUGUCAAAAGGAGGAAACGCUGUGAGAUUUUUAAAAAACAAAAGAAGAAAAAGACUGAUGUGUCCUCUUUAAAUGCACUUAAAAGACUUUUGAUUUUUUUAACCCAAAAUUUGCCCCUGAAGAUCAACUCCUGUAUUUUGACUUCUAAACUUCACUGCUGCUGUCUGACAAAUCCAAACCUGCCUAUCGAAUCACCUGUCCGGAGGUAAACUACAUUUCCCAGCAGCCUCGGCUCCAAGUGGUGGACUCAUUUGACCUGAAGCCUCUCUGCCUUCUGCUGGUGAAGUUCGGUACUGCAGAUUUUUAUAAAAAUCACUGAGGUGGUUCAUCGGGGUCCUCAAGAAAUCGCCAUGUUUUCAGAUCACAAAGAAAAUCAUGAAGCAGAGAAACAAGAAUUUAAAGAGUCCAAAAACGUAAAUAUUUUGGCUUCAUUUAUUCAGUUUUUCAUUAUUUUGUGCAAACCUUCGGAGACUGUGAACCACUAUUUUCAUUGUUAAUAAUUAUGCCGAUUAUUUUCUCAAUUAAUAUGGAUUGAUUGGUCUAUAAUAUGUCAGAAAAUCCAAAAUGAUGUAUUUUAUAUGUUUUAUUUUUCCUCAGUCCAAAGAUAUUCACCAUUAUAUUAAAUAAAAUAUAAAAUAUAUAAGCUGAUAACCACCAUAUUAAGAGAAUCUGAAAACAUUGGAAGACGUCACUUUGGAGACAUAUUCUAUACCAGACAACCUAUUGAUUAAUUGAGAAGAUAAUUAAAUAGCUGAACAUGAACAUGAUUGUUAGAUACAAGGCCUCUAAAGGACACUGAUGAUCUCAGCCCCAGAUGAUGAUGAUGAUGAUGAUGAUGGUGGUGAAGGUUUUUUUUUUUUUAAAAGAUGGAUGUAUAAAGUUGGAAAAAUAGUUUUUUUAAAGAUGGAUACAUGAAGAGGAACCAGGAACCAGCUGGACUGUACACCUUCAUGUUGUCAGAUGGACUCGGUGGUGUCUGUUUCCUGGAUGUUAGGAAUUAAUCCAGCUAUUAGACGGAGCCGAACUGAAUCUACAAUAAUAGACUUUAGUUGUUUUUAUCAUGUUCACUUCCAGUGGUCCAGUAUUUCUCUCUCUCUGUCUCUAUAAACACCUUUUGGACAAAGUGUUUUGAUAUUGAAAAUAUUAUUAAUAUUAUUAUUGUUAUUCUGAUGCUAUGAUGAAGUGAACAGACUUCUUGUUGGAUAUUUCGGUGUUUAUGAGUCUGGGUUGUGUUUGAUGUUUGCUUGAUGCAAGUUGAUGCAAGAAGAAAACAAAGAGUAAAGAUUUUGUAAAUAUAAUUUAUUCUCCUGUGACCUCCCCGGUCAUGUGACUAUGUAAAGGUUAAAGGUUAAAACUUGCCGUCCCUCAACACAGCCAGAGCCAAUCAAACUGGCCGUUUCUCAAUCGCGAGGAUGCUGGCUUGGUAGUCGCGUACUUCCAAGUCACUUCCUUCAGAAACGAAGCAAGUAUACUUCCAAGCCAUGGCUACGGAAAACGAAGAAGAAUGGAACAGGCUAACAAGUGUGCCACUCUCUCUAACGGUUUUCAACAUCAACUGUACCAAAAAUAAAUACCUCACGAUGUCUAUCUAAUUAUGA
This is a messenger RNA of Gymnodraco acuticeps, 6495 nucleotides long. It is a transcript of the gene fgd1, whose product is annotated as FYVE, RhoGEF and PH domain containing 1. Bases 910 to 3147 code for a protein of 745 amino acids. Gene Ontology annotation, cellular component: cytoplasm. Gene Ontology annotation, molecular function: guanyl-nucleotide exchange factor activity; metal ion binding. The transcript has 18 exons. Lineage: Eukaryota; Metazoa; Chordata; Actinopteri; Perciformes; Bathydraconidae. Gene Ontology annotation, biological process: filopodium assembly; cytoskeleton organization. The record is from RefSeq and is a predicted model, not a curated record.